AUGGCGAGCUCAAAAACGGCCACAGGGGGUGUGAAGAGAUACCUGACAAUCGCUGUCUUGCUGGGGGCUUUGACAGUAGUGGGGUCGUAUCUUAACAGUAUCAAUUCCCGAUUCUACACAUUCAAUCCUGAAUCCAUCAACGCAUGUGUCCAACGAUCCCUCUCUAUAGCCGCUGAAUCAGGUACUUCAGUACCUACCAACACUUCACUUAUCAUUUCCACACUUCUGAACCAGUUGGUCGAACAACAUCCUGAAGCCAGUCUCAAUGUUGAUUUUCAUAAUAAGAAAGAAUGGGUGUUUAAUAAUGCCGGUGGGGCUAUGGGAAGUAUGUUUCUGAUACAUGCUAGUAUCACCGAAUACAUGAUCAUCUUCGGUUCAGCAGUAGGAACAGAAGGUCAUACCGGACGUCAUACAGCUGACGAUUACUUCCAUAUUCUUACCGGCCAACAAACGGCAUUCGAAGCGGGUGAUCUGAUUCGAGAAGUUUAUAAUCCCGGAGACGUACAUCUAAUGCGUAAAGGUGUGGUGAAGCAAUAUGCUAUGAUCCCCGAGACUUGGGCGUUGGAGUAUGCACAGGGUUGGAUACCUCUCAUGUUGCCAUUCGGGUUUGCCGAUACGUUUUUCUCCACUUUGGACCUGAUCACAUUGUAUCACACCGUGAGGAUUACAGGAAGGGAGAUGAUUAAGAAUUUACUCAAGGGGAAGAUAUAG
Tremella mesenterica DSM 1558 is the source of this 711-nucleotide messenger RNA. RefSeq lists its product as uncharacterized. Lineage: Eukaryota; Fungi; Basidiomycota; Tremellomycetes; Tremellales; Tremellaceae. The record is from RefSeq and is a predicted model, not a curated record. The transcript has 4 exons. Gene Ontology annotation, biological process: ergosterol biosynthetic process. Gene Ontology annotation, cellular component: endoplasmic reticulum. The coding region runs from base 1 to 711 and encodes 236 amino acids.